GAAAAUAAUAAAAAAUUAAGAAGGUGGUCUCUUUUGGUUGGACGACAAGGAGGUAUUCUCCUUCAUUUGCAGUAAAAAUGGAGGGAGAAGCGAAACCCAAGCUCCUUCUUCUUCUUCUUUCGUUACUCUGAAACUGAUUGAAGCAUGAUGAAGAUGGUUGGUGGUGUAAGUAGCAGAGGAGGAUCAUCUGGUUGGGUGGUGGUGUGAGUGGCGGAGGAGGAUCGUCUUCUUUAUCGCUGGUGGAGGAGCAAGCAUCCGCAAUGGAUGAGGCGGGAUGCCCCGCGUUGGAAGAAGCGGCAAGCGCCACCAUGAGCGGGCCGCUGAGCUCGAGUGUCAGCAGCAUGGACCUCAGCAGCAGCACCACCACCAGUAGCAUGACCAGUGCCAAGCUGAGCGACAGCACAGGUCUCCCUCUCGAUGCCUCGGCCAAGAAUCCCAACUCCUGCGUCGUCGCCAUCAGCGACCACCAUGAGAGCAGCAGCAGCAGCUCCUCUAAUAAGCCUCACAAAGGCAAUGAUCCUAGAUGGGAGGCCAUUCAUUCUGUUCGAUCGAGAGAGGGCAAUGGGGCACUUGGGUUAGGGCAUUUCAGGUUGUUGAAGAGGGUUGGUUGCGGCGAUAUAGGGAGCGUGUAUCUUGCGGAGCUAAGGGGAACUUCGUGCUACUUUGCCAUGAAGGUCAUGGACAAGGCUCUGCUUGCAAGCAGGAAGAAGCUUUUGAGGGCUCAAACAGAGAGGGAGAUCUUAUCAUCGCUUGAUCACCCUUUUCUUCCGACUCUCUAUGCACAUUUUGAGACUGAGAAGUUCUCUUGCUUGGUUAUGGAGUUUUGCAGUGGAGGGGAUCUCCACACCCUUCGCCAGCGACAGCCCGGGAAGCAUUUCUCUGAACAGGCUGCGAGGUUCUAUGCAUCAGAGAUACUCAUGGCGCUCGAGUACUUACACAUGAUGGGGGUUAUCUAUAGGGAUCUGAAGCCUGAAAAUGUCCUAGUGAGAGAGGAUGGCCACAUCAUGCUUUCUGAUUUUGAUUUAUCAUUAAGGUGCUAUGUGAGCCCCACCCUUGUAAAGUCAACAUCCUUUGGGCCUGAACCUUCCCGUAGGAUCCCUGCAUACUGUAUUGAACCAUCAUGCAUUCAUCCAGCUUGUGUGCAACCAUCUUGUUUGCAACCCUCGUGCUUUGCACCCCGUUUCUUGCCUUCAGCCUCUAAGAAAACGCGAAAACCAAAGAAUGAGACGUCAAAUAUGAAGAACCAUCACGUAGAUGCCCUUCCUGAACUUAUUGCCGAGCCAACCAGUGCACGGUCCAUGUCUUUUGUUGGUACUCAUGAAUACUUAGCUCCGGAGAUAAUCAAAGGAGAUGGUCAUGGAAGUGCAGUGGAUUGGUGGACUUUUGGGAUCUUCUUAUAUGAGUUGCUUCAUGGAAAGACUCCCUUCAAGGGACCAGGUAACCGUGCCACCUUGUUCAAUGUUGUAGGACAGCCAUUGAAAUUUCCUGAGGCACCUGCAGCCAGUUUUGCUGCAAGGGAUUUGAUAAGGGGUUUGCUUGUAAAGGAACCACAGAAUCGAUUAGCUUACAAAAGAGGGGCAGCUGAAAUAAAGCAGCAUCCCUUCUUUGAAAGUGUCAACUGGGCUCUUAUUCGAAGUACUUGCCCUCCUGAUAUUCCUAAGCCAAUUGACCUUUCUUUUGUUAAGGAUAUGCCUGUGACUUUAAUCGAUAAGGAAGUCACUGAUGCAGAUAAUAACUCUUACUUAGACUUUGAUUUCUUUUAAUUCGCGAUUUUUGCAAGAGGAGAGAGAGUGUAUACGUUUGAAAUGGUUUCAAUGGAGAUAGAUAUUGAUCUUAUUUUUA
Amborella trichopoda is the source of this 1842-nucleotide messenger RNA. Its product is annotated as serine/threonine-protein kinase D6PKL2. Gene Ontology annotation, biological process: protein phosphorylation. Gene Ontology annotation, molecular function: protein kinase activity; ATP binding. NCBI's taxonomy places the organism in Eukaryota, Viridiplantae, Streptophyta, Magnoliopsida, Amborellales, Amborellaceae. The record is from RefSeq and is a predicted model, not a curated record.